AUGGGCAGUAGAUGCUCAAGGAGAGCGCCAAGUCCAAUAACGUAUCCGAAGCUUUCUGAUUUCCUUAUCAUACGUUUCAUUGGUAGAGGUGCAUUCGGCAAGGUAUGCAUUGCACAAUAUCGUCGAACAAAAAAAUACUAUACAUUUAAAUGUAUAAAUAAAAGACGCUGUGUUCAGUAUAUGAUAACUGACAGCGUUCUACAUGAAUUAAAACUAUUAGCACAUUUAUCACAUCCUUUCAUUGUUAAUUUAUGGUUUACUUUUCAGGAUAAGCAUUAUAUGUAUAUGGUAAGCGAUUUACUAUUAGGUGGAAAUCUAAGAUAUCAUUUAAAUCAACAAGGACGAUUUGCCGAAGAUCGUUCAAAGUUGUACGUUUAUGAGAUAGCAUUGGCGUUGGAUUAUUUACACAGAGAAAUGAUAAUACAUAGAGAUGUGAAACCAGAAAAUAUUUUGUUGGAUGAUGAGGGACAUGCACAUCUUAGUGAUUUCAAUUUCGCUACACAUCUUACUCCCAAUACUUAUGCUACCUCAUUCUCUGGUACACGGCCAUAUAUGGCACCAGAGAUUCUGCUUUGUUCUCUAGGUUACUUAGCUGGCUAUGAUCAUCGUGUUGAUUGGUAUUCUCUUGGUAUUUGUUUUUAUGAAAUGCUCAUGGGACGAAGACCCUUCGAAUAUGCUGUCGAUUCAUCUUCAAGACAGAUGCUUUGCUUGAUGAGCAAAAGCUUAAUAGCGCUGCCGUCUCAGUGGCCUUCAGAUCUAAUUUCUUUCAUUAGUUGCAUGCUCAAGUAUGAAGUUGAAUCUCGAAUUGCUUCAUUUACAGCCUUCUCCCAACAUCGUUAUAUGGAGAGGAUAAAUAUGAACGAUGUUUUCGCCAGGAAAACAGCUCCGGUUUUUAUACCCCAUUCGGAUACAUUAAACUGCGAUCCGACUUAUGAAUUAGGGGUGGGCAUUCUUGAUAUCUCACCAAUGAAUCGCCAGCGCGGUCGCAUGGUUAACUCUAGGGAGGAAAUCGAACAAAAAGUAAACGAAUUUACUGAAGCAUUCGUUUCAUAUAAUCGAGAAUGCCGAAUAAAUGAAAAGGAAGAAAGAAAUCAAUUGAAAGCAUCAUUAUUAUAA
Cercopithifilaria johnstoni is the source of this 1116-nucleotide messenger RNA. NCBI's taxonomy places the organism in Eukaryota, Metazoa, Nematoda, Chromadorea, Rhabditida, Onchocercidae. The record is from the annotation of a GenBank genome assembly.